AUGAUGAAAGUGUUCCUAUUUAUUUUAUUGUUCAUUCAAACAAUUUAUUCUCUUGAAUUAAAAAAAUUAUCAACAUGUCAAACAGCAUUAGGUAUGCAAUCAGGCUCUAUUCCUGAUUCAGCUGUAUCAGUAUCGAGUAGUUAUGAUUCAAAUACUGUUGGAUCUAAAGCUAGUCGAGUUCGAACAGAACAGUAUGGUGGUGCAUGGUGUCCAUUAAAUCAAAUAAAUUCAAUACCAAAUGAAUGGUUAGAAAUAGAUUUUGGAAAUUUAACUUAUUUAACACAAGUUGAAACACAAGGUCGUUUUGAUAAUGGACGAGGAAAAGAAUAUACUGAUUAUUAUAUUUUAAUGUAUACACGAUUGGAUAAUAUAAAAAAUAAUGAAGCGUUAUGGAUUGAAUAUCGAUUGAAAAAUGAAAAUACUAAUUCAACAUGGAUACGAGCUAAUCAAAAUACUUAUAUGGGAGAAAUUCGUCAAUUAAAUCCACCUAUUGUUGCUAAACGACUUCGUUUUUAUCCUGUUAGUAAACAAAUGCGAACUAUUUGCAUGCGUGUCGAAGUUUAUGGUUGUUUAUUUUCUGAUGGUAUUGUAUCUUAUUCAAUGCCACAAGGACGUAUUGAUGUAAAUUCGUUUGGUGAUGAUACUUACGAUGGAAAAUAUAUUUCGUCUACAAACAUGUUAAUUAAUGGUCUAGGACAAUUAUCUGAUGGUAUAACAGGUUCAGAAGAAAUAUCAAUUAUUGAUGAACAUCAACCAUGGAUUGGUUGGUCAAAUGAAACAAGUACAUAUAUAACAAUAAAAUUUCAAUUUGAUUCUCUUCGUCAAAUAAAUCGUGUAACAAUACAUGCAAAUAAUUUAUUUUCAAAAGAAAUUCUUAUAUUUAAAACUGCAAUAAUAUCAUUUUCAAAAGUUGAUGAUGAGAAACAUUAUUCAAAUGUAAUUAUUUAUCAACAUAAUCGUGAUGAUAUAUUUGAAAUAGCUCGUCCAAUAUUAAUUGAAUUAAAUAAUCAUAUAGCAAAAUUUGUACGUUUAGAUUUAUAUUUUGAUUCAAAAUGGUUAUUAAUUAGUGAAAUAACAUUUGAUUCACAGAUAUAUAAUGAAAAAAUUGAAAAGAACAAUGAAAUCAAAGAAAAAAUUCUUAAAAAAUCGCUUAAUAUCGACGAUGAUUUACCUAAACAUUAUCGAGAAAUACAAAAGACAACAAUAUUAAUGAAUUCAUCUGCAAAAAUAUCACCAGUUAUUACAAUUGAAUUAUCUUUAGCUUUUUUUAUUGGUGCUUUAUUAGUUAUAACUAUUUUAUUAAUUGUUUCACUUAUAUGGAUUCUUCAACGAAAGAAAAAAUUACAAUUUCAGAAAUUAACUGAAAAACCAUGUAAUAAUUCAUCAUGUUGUACUUAUCCAACAUUACAAAUACGUGAAUUUCAUGAUUUAAAUGCACCUAUUGAAAGUGCUAUUGAUGAUCGUGAAUAUGCAAUGCCAGAUGUAAAUUUUUAUUCAACACUUUCACAUAAAUAUAAUUUGACUAGUCCUCGUCUAUUUCGAGCAUUAACAAUAAAUCCUAAUAAUAUGAAUUCAUAUCCAACAUUACAACCAAUAUCACAUUGUUGUUUUCAUCAACAACAAUAUUUACCUAUGCAUCAACAAUCACCUAUGUUAUUUUCUCAAGUAGAAGAAAGUCCACCAGUUGAAGCUCCUUGUGGAAAUAGUUUAAUGAUUACAAUGAAUAUAAUCAUGGAUAAUAAACAGGUGUCAAUAAAAGAAAUAAAUAGUGAUGAUUUGAUUUGUAUUGAAAAUAUUGGUCAUGGAUUAGUUGGAAGUAUACAUCUAGCUGAACUCCAAGUAACUAAUAAUGAUAAUGAGAUAAAAAAACAAAAUGUAAUUAUUAAAUCAUUAAAUGAUAAUGCAGAUGUUAAACAAAAAGCAUUAUUUUGGAAAGAAAUUGAACUACUUUCAAUAUUGAAUAACUCCAAUGUAUGUACUCUAUUGGGUAUUUUAAAUUCUCAACGAACAGUAGCUGUAUUUGAAUAUUAUUCACUUGAUUUAUAUCAAUAUCUUCGUCAACAAUUAAUACCGUUAGAUAAUUGUUCAGCAUCAAGCUUUUUACUCUCAUUAGCAUGUCAAAUAGCAUCCGCAAUGAAAUAUUUAUCAUCGCUUCAAAUAAUUCAUCGAGAUUUAGCUGUAAGAAAUUGUUUAAUAUCACCUACAGAUCAUCAAUUACAUCUAACUGAUAUCGCUAUGGCUAAAUCAGAAUAUGCUAAUGAUUAUGCUCGUGUUGGACCACAUCAAUCUCGUAUUGCAAUACGAUGGUCUGCUUGGGAAUCUAUUUUUCUUAAUAAAUUUUCUUUGAAAUCCGACGUUUGGUCAUUUGGUGUAACACUUUAUGAAUUAUAUACUUAUGCACGACAACGUCCUUUUCAUACGUUAACAAACGAACAACUUGUACAACAGUUUGCUUGUCUAACACAAACAGAAUUAUCAUCACCAUGUUUAGUCAGAAACAAUCUUCAUUUGCCACAACCAGAAUUAUGUUCAAAAGAAAUUUAUGAUAUGAUGUGUGAAUGUUGGCAAAGAGAUUGCCAAUAUCGACCAUCAUUUGCUGAUAUACAUACAUUUUUACUUGGUAAAGCAUCUGGUUCAGUUUCAUUAGCAUUACCUGAACUAUAG
Messenger RNA from Rotaria sp. Silwood2, 2664 nucleotides. Lineage: Eukaryota; Metazoa; Rotifera; Eurotatoria; Philodinida; Philodinidae. The record is from the annotation of a GenBank genome assembly.